CGUCAUCUCGACCUCAGCACAUGUCUGGAGAGACAUAAAAAAACCACACACCAUCUGUUGUUUUCGUUUCGGCACAAAAACGUCGAGAGUUGUAGUGCUGAGCUCAGUGCAUCAUGUGCCACUGGGGUUGCUUGGUCCCAAAUAGGCAGCUGUGAGGAUUUUCUUCCUGAAGAUUGUCCCUUGAAUUCCCGAGCGGAUCUCUCACAGGCCAGGGAAACAUCUGGAAUGUGUAUGAAGUUCUUCAUCCUCUGUGACAAAUCAUCUUUGACACUGAAGACAAACCCCUCCUCAAAAGUAACAGAUGGACUUCUAUAAUCGGACUGAAAACAAUGGCUUAACAAGCAAAUCUGUAACAAUGAACAACACAUGUGUGAAUGUUGGUGAAAGUCAUAUUGGUGACUUCCUGAUGGCAGUCUACAUCCUGGUCUUUAUCUUAGGUUUAAUCGUCAAUAUCUUGACUUUUGGCCCCAUUUACCAACAAGUACGAGGCCAGAACAUUCUGGGCAUCUACCUUCUUUGUCUGUCCUUUUCUGACCUGCUCUUCAUCCUCACCAUGCCUCUGUGGAUCAACUACUAUUACCAGGACCACCACUGGAAGCUAGGUCCCAUCUCCUGCAGCAUAGCUGGCUUCUUCUACUACACCAACAUGUACAUCAGCAUCUUCCUGCUCUGUUGCAUCUCGGUUGACCGCUGCCUGGUGGUCAACUUUCCCAUUCGCUUCAAGGCCUACCGCACCUCGUGCCACACCUGGGCAGUGUGCAUAUUUGUCUACAUCCUCGUGGGGGCCCUCCACAUCCUGGUACUGGUCAAUGACAAUCUGAAGGAUGCCCAUGAUGAGAAGAAUAACAAUGACCGCUGUUAUGAGACCUAUCCCAUGGAAAGGCCGGUGGCCUUCUUCAAUCUGCUAAGGGUGGGGCUGGGUUUCGUGAUUCCCCUUCUGAUUCUCGGUGUUAGCUACUGGAAGUUGCUGGCCACCGUCAGACAGAGCCCUGGUCUGACUGCCCCAGCAAAAAGGAAGGUGCGUUUGCUCUCCUAUGGGGUGAUUGGUAUCUUUUCCGUCUGUUUUGCGCCAUACCACAUCCUCCUGCUAGCACGCUCCCUGGUCUUCUAUCUCAGCACAAACUCAACAAUUCAAAGUGGAUACUGUCAGUUUGAGCAAAACUUGCACUUCUACUUUUCAUGCUCACUAGCUCUGUCCAGUCUGAACUGUGUAGUGGACCCUGUGCUCUAUGUUCUGGUGAGUGAUGGGGUCCGAGAGGAGAUGAAACUGACUUGGGGGAGAAAGAAAAAGACAAAGAGAGGGUAUCCUCUGGAAACAUACAAUAGAAGGACUACAGCUACAAAAUUCAUAUGAAGGUUAUAUGAAGAGCAGCUUGUAUGUAUUGUUGUAUAUAUGCAUGUGUAGCUUAACGUCAUAUGCACUCACAUAGGAAUUUGUAGAUAGGAGCUUAUGUGUCAAUGCACAUGCGUAGCAGUUUUCACUUAAUGUCAGCAUCUCUGAAGAUAGGAAGUGAUCAAUGCACUCACUCAACCUAUUCUCCUUAUCCCUCAUCCAUUGCCCAUCAGACAGCUGCUGACCAUUUGAGCUAGUUAGACUGCUGCUUCUGUCUUGGUCAUUUUUUUCCUUGUAUCCAGUGCUCUGCAGACCAAGGGGGUUUAUAACAUGCAGUGGGAUGCUGGUUAAUGAAACUGUUGUCCGCAAUUCUGCUGUCAAAUUGACGAGUUCUGUAAGGACUGACUCUUCUGAUUCUGAUGGACAAGGCUGGGUUUCGAAAACCCUUGUGUUUUCCCUCAGAUCUACUCAGCGAUUUUCUGGUUGAAUCCAUGACAAUUAUAUAACUAGUACAUAUCCUUGAAUCAUGACUAAUGACACCCAUCAUUUUGCAUGACAUCAUCUUCAAUGUGUGACAGGUUCCAUGAAAUAUUUUUAAUAUAACCCCAAAAAUAACUUCAAAUAAACUGAUGGAGCAUGAGUUGAUUUUUUUUUUUUUUACUAGUGCCGAAAGUUUCUUGUUACCAACGGUUCUGGUAUCAUAUAAUAAAUGUAUCUUGGAAAACAGUUGUGUUGAGGAAUUCUAAGCCCCCACAUUAAUUCAGGCAAUUAGCCUCUAAGUUCUCACACAUCAUGCUGGUCACAACACCAACAUAACUGUACUUAUCAUCUACCAUCUAAUAAAGAAAU
Messenger RNA from Lampris incognitus (smalleye Pacific opah), 2182 nucleotides. RefSeq names its product G protein-coupled receptor 184 (gene gpr184). Bases 302 to 1354 code for a protein of 350 amino acids. Lineage: Eukaryota; Metazoa; Chordata; Actinopteri; Lampriformes; Lampridae. The record is from RefSeq and is a predicted model, not a curated record. The transcript is spliced from 2 exons. Gene Ontology annotation, cellular component: membrane. Gene Ontology annotation, biological process: G1/S transition of mitotic cell cycle; G protein-coupled receptor signaling pathway; negative regulation of G2/M transition of mitotic cell cycle. Gene Ontology annotation, molecular function: G protein-coupled receptor activity.